AUGGAAGAAACUGGGUAUAUCGACUAUGUGCUUUUCAUCGAUUCCGACAUAGGAGUUGUAAAUCCAAAGAGGCUGAUCGAGGACUUCAUUGAUCCGCAAGCGGAUAUAAUAUUCUACUACCGUUUCUUCAACUGGGAAGUCAUGGCUGGCUCCUAUCUAGUAAGAAACAUAGACUGGACAAGGAAAUUCCUCACAGGUGAGAUUUGGGAGACUUUGGGAAUUUUCGUGUUUUCAUUCGCUUCGCUAUUCCAUUCAUUCAGUGUCCACUAG
Molecule: messenger RNA, 270 nt
Organism: Cooperia oncophora
Lineage: Eukaryota; Metazoa; Nematoda; Chromadorea; Rhabditida; Trichostrongylidae
Source: the annotation of a GenBank genome assembly